Messenger RNA from Euleptes europaea (tarantolino), 904 nucleotides. It is a transcript of the gene EN2, whose product is annotated as engrailed homeobox 2. Gene Ontology annotation, biological process: multicellular organism development; neuron differentiation; regulation of transcription by RNA polymerase II. Gene Ontology annotation, cellular component: nucleus. The record is from RefSeq and is a predicted model, not a curated record. The transcript is spliced from 2 exons. Gene Ontology annotation, molecular function: RNA polymerase II cis-regulatory region sequence-specific DNA binding; DNA-binding transcription factor activity, RNA polymerase II-specific. Bases 1 to 894 code for a protein of 297 amino acids. Lineage: Eukaryota; Metazoa; Chordata; Lepidosauria; Squamata; Sphaerodactylidae.
AUGGAGGAGAGCGAGCAGCGCCCCGGCGAAGGAGGCGCCCCGCCGCCCCCGCCGCCGGAGGAGUCGGGCAGCGGCAGCGACGGGGAGCCCAGCCGGCGGCGGGCCCUGCUCCUGCCCAGGCAGCACCAGGCGCCGGGCAACCACCCGCCCCACCGGGUCACCAACUUUUUCAUCGACAACAUCCUGCGGCCCGAAUUCGGGCGGAGGAAAGACGGCGGCGCCGGCGGCGGAGGGGGCUCCAGCCCGGACCGGCAGCCGCAGCAGCAGCACCCGCAGCAGCAGCAGCACCCGCAGCAGCUCCUGGCCGCCCGGAGCCCUGCCUCGGCGCCGGAGCCGGGAUCCCCGGCCGAAGGAGGCGGCGGCGGCGGCGGCUCCAAAGCGCUGGCGGCGGCCAAGAAAGGAGGCGACCCGGGCGCGCUGGAGGGGAGCCUCAAGUCCCGCGGCGGCGGCGGCGGCGGCGAUCUGUCGCUCAGCUCCGACUCGGACAGCUCGCAGGCCAGCGCCUUCUCCGGCGGGCAGCCCAUGCUGUGGCCCGCCUGGGUCUACUGCACCCGCUACUCAGACCGGCCUUCGUCAGGCCCCCGGUCCCGCAAACCAAAGAAGAAGAACCCCAACAAGGAGGACAAGCGGCCCCGGACGGCCUUCACGGCGGAGCAGCUGCAGCGGCUCAAGGCGGAGUUCCAGACGAACCGCUACCUGACCGAGCAGCGGCGGCAGAGCCUGGCGCAGGAGCUCAGCCUCAACGAGUCGCAGAUCAAGAUCUGGUUCCAGAACAAGCGGGCCAAGAUCAAGAAGGCCACCGGCAACAAGAACUCCCUGGCCGCCCACCUCAUGGCGCAAGGACUGUACAACCACUCGACGGCCUCGAAAGACGGCAAGUCAGACAGCGAGUGAGGGCCGGGGG